This is a messenger RNA of Lathyrus oleraceus (garden pea), 393 nucleotides long. RefSeq lists its product as uncharacterized. Lineage: Eukaryota; Viridiplantae; Streptophyta; Magnoliopsida; Fabales; Fabaceae. Bases 1 to 393 code for a protein of 130 amino acids. The transcript has a single exon. The record is from RefSeq and is a predicted model, not a curated record.
AUGGAGCAAAUGCAAAAUUUCAUUAAAGGCCUCAAGAGUCAAACACAUAUAUUGCUAGAUGUUUAUGCGAGAGGCACAAUUAGACAAAUAACCGAACCACAAGUAAAGGACAUCAUCGAAAAGAUGUGCAUGAAUGAGUAUCGUUCUAAAAGUGAAAGAUCGGUUAAGCUCGAAACUAGUGGCACGCCUAAAGGCAUGUCAACUGUUGAUACUCAUACUGCAUUAUUAGCUCAAGUUGAAUUGUUAAAUAAGCAGCUAGCUAAAGGCUGCUUAAAUAAAGCUAACGUGAGCCAGGUACAAUCACUUAAGUGUGACUUUUACGGAAGAGGAUAUGAAAACGUAAGAUGUUUGUUGGAAGGGGUAAUUGAAGAGGUCCAAUUUGCAAAUGUUUAG